Effrenium voratum is the source of this 1104-nucleotide messenger RNA. NCBI's taxonomy places the organism in Eukaryota, Dinophyceae, Suessiales, Symbiodiniaceae. The record is from the annotation of a GenBank genome assembly.
AUGGGCUGCAACGAGUCGACUCAAGUUUCCAGUGAUGUUGUGCCUGACUCGGGGAAGUCUAUGCUGCAGAGUGGCAAGCCCCACUUCCUCGCGGAGAAGAUCUUCGAGAAGUACGACCACAACCAGAACGGCCUCCUGGAGGCCUCCGAGCUGGCGGCCCUCAUGAAGGAUGCCUUCCCAGGCGAGACUUUUACUGAGCAGGAUCAACAGCUCAUGCUGCAAAGCUUUGACUUCGACCAGAACGGCUCCAUCGGCGUCAACGAGCUGCGGGCCUUCCUGAGGCUUUAUGUGCCGGGUCAGUCGAUGAUUAAAACCAAGACUGCGCUCAUCAUCAUUGACGUGCAGAACGACUUCAUCACUGGAACCCUGGCCAAUCCCUACAAAGCAGCCGAGAUUGUGCCGAUCAUCAACAACAUCCGCGACAAGUUUGAUUGCGUGUGCAUCUCCUACGACUGGCAUCCCUUCGAGCACUGCUCCUUCGCGGAGAGCGUGAGUGCCGGGAAGUUCCCCAUCAAGGAGAAAGUGGAGAAGUUCGCGCCCUUCACCCCAAUCACGCUGGUGGCGGACAAAGACAGGCCGGAGCACUCGCAGAUGCUGUACCCCCGGCAUGCUGUGAUGGACUCGGAAGGCGGGAAGUGCCAUGCAGACCUGGUGGUCAAGGACCAGGACUUGCGGGUCUACAAGGGCACCAAGCCCAACAUCGACUCCUAUUCUGCCUUCUUUGACAACAUCAAGGCCAACGACACUGGCCUCACGGCCAUGUUGGAGAAGGAGGGCGUCACAGAUGUGUACUGCUGCGGCUUGGUGACCGACAUUUGUGUCAAGUCUACCGCGCUGCACGGCGCGGAGGUUGGCUUCAACGCCUAUGUCAUUGAGGAUGCCAGCAAGCCCUUGGAUCAGAACAACAUCGAGCCCACCAAGAAGGCCUUGGCGGAGGCGGGGGUCGGAUGGCUCACCUGCAAGGAGGCCUUGGCCAAGAUUGAGUCUGGCAAGAAAGAGCUCACCUUGCGGGAGUACAUGUCCCAGGCGAAGAAGAGCGUCUACGCGAAGCGCGUGCACAGCGAGCUCGAGGGUACCCUCUCCUCGCACGCCGCGAAGAAGUGA